This is a messenger RNA of Rosa rugosa (rugosa rose), 1782 nucleotides long. Its product is annotated as two-pore potassium channel 5. Gene Ontology annotation, cellular component: plant-type vacuole membrane. The transcript has 2 exons. Bases 159 to 1367 code for a protein of 402 amino acids. The record is from RefSeq and is a predicted model, not a curated record. Gene Ontology annotation, biological process: stabilization of membrane potential; potassium ion transmembrane transport. Gene Ontology annotation, molecular function: potassium ion leak channel activity. NCBI's taxonomy places the organism in Eukaryota, Viridiplantae, Streptophyta, Magnoliopsida, Rosales, Rosaceae.
ACCAAUGAGAGACUUGGUCACCAAUGAGAGACUGCUCUCAAACUCAAAGCUGAAAAGCCCACCACACCCAGCAUCACCUACUAAUACCAUUCUCUAUCUGGAGCAGAGAGUCCGUCCAAACAAAAAAAACUAAACUAUUUCCUCCCUUGCUUUCUCCGAUGGAGAAUGAACCUUUUCUCUCCUCCCCACCCCCACUUCCACUUGAACCCAUCAUUGAGGACCCUCAUGAUUUCUCUUUCAAUCUCCCUCCUCCCCUCACCGACCCAAUUGCGCUUCUCUUACAAGAACCCCCACACCAACAUGAUGAAAUACACCAAGACCCACAUCCCUCUUCAUCGUCUUCCUCAUCUUCCGGACCCCGGCAUGCCCCGACCCGCAAACCCACCAUUCUCCAGCGAUGCAAGACCGCCCCGGCCAUGGCUGUCAUGCGAGACCUGAAGCCAAAGACGGCCCAGGUCCCCAAGCCACAGUCCGAGACCAGCUCCAUCAUCAUCAGACAAGCUGUGUUGUUACUUGUCAUGUAUCUCUCUCUCGGUGUUGUAAUAUACUCUUUCAACAGGGACAAGUUCUCCGGUACGGAAACCCACCCGGUGGUUGACGCCCUCUACUUUUGUAUAGUCACUAUGUGCACGAUUGGGUACGGCGACAUUGCUCCGGAAACGCCGCUGGCUAAGGUGUUUUCGUGUGUGUUUGUGUUGGUGGGGUUUGGGUUUAUUGACAUCUUGCUUAGUGGGGUGGUCAAUUAUGUGCUGGACUUGCAAGAGAACAUAAUCUUGACCGGAAUCCAAAUGAGUCAUCACCACCACCACCACCACCACCACCAUGGAUUUUCGGACUACAUCGUUGAUGUGGCCAAGGGGAGGAUGAGGAUCAGACUCAAGGUGGGUCUGGCGCUUGGUGUGGUGGUGAUGUGCAUUGGCAUGGGGGCUCUGGUUUUGUGUUUCUUGGAGGAUUUGGAAUGGGUUGAUUCCAUUUAUUUGUCUGUUAUGUCGGUUACAACUGUUGGGUAUGGGGACAAGGCCUUCAAGUCGCUGCCGGGGCGGCUUUUCGCGGCGGUUUGGCUUCUGUUUUCGACACUGGCGGUGGCGAGAGCCUUUUUGUAUUUGGCAGAGGCGAGGGUGGAUAAGAGACACAGGAAAAUUGUCAACUGGGUAUUGCAUAGGGAGAUCACUGUCCAGGAUUUGCUUGCUGCUGACAUCAAUAACCAUGGCUUCAUCAGCAAAUCAGAGUAUAUUGUUUACAAGCUCAAAGAGAUGGGAAAGAUAGAUGAGAAAGAUAUAAUGCAAAUCUGCGAUCAGUUCAGUAAGCUUGAUUCAAACCACUCUGGGAAGAUAACACUGCCCGAUUUGUUGGAGAAUCGCUUCUAACUGCAAAUAGUCAGACCAGGUUUAUGCGAAGGCCAGGAGUACAGAUGCAUUAUGGGGAAAGUAUGAAAAUGUUGAUGAGGAAAGCCUCGAUAUUUGGAUAUUCCUGACAAAUCUUUGGAUGAUUAAUGAAUAACGUGUCGCCAUGCCUUGCAAGAGAUGAAGUGGAUGCUGUAUAUAGACAUUAUAUUUAAUUCCGAAGGAGGAACCAUAGAUCUGGCUACCAAAGUCAAAAUGUCUUGAUCCUAUUUCCUUUUUGAUACUGUGACAUAUGAAAUGAAAAGGGAACAAAGAAAUGUGCAUUCUUUAAUUUGAGAGACAUUAUUCUCCUGAAGGCUUUGAAUUGCCUGAUUUACUAUUCAGUUUAUGUCACUCUGAUUAUUUCAAUACUAAUUUUGUUAAACAGACUCUUUAUCAA